AUGUCUGGAUACUCAUUUUAGAUUACCUACAGUAGUCACGAUUAAUUGACAAAGCGUUUAUUUCCAUAUAUUGGUAAAUUCAUCAUAAAUUCCAUCUGUUUUAAUGGCAAAAUAUACUUUUUGUCUAGUGUAUUUUUUGGAUUCAAUCACAAUUAGUCCCCAUUUCCAAGAAGUAACUGGCCAGUCUAUGGCGUUUUAUAUGUGAGAUCUGUAAUGCAAGCCCUACAAAUCUCAAUUGUAUUAUUUAGGAGUUAAAUUAUUCAUGUUGGAUAUCAAUAAUAUUGA
Molecule: messenger RNA, 285 nt
Organism: Paramecium tetraurelia
Lineage: Eukaryota; Ciliophora; Oligohymenophorea; Peniculida; Parameciidae
Exons: 1
Source: RefSeq, a predicted model, not a curated record